GCAGACGCCGCUAAACGUGCGCACGCAGCGCCACACGACCCCGCACGGUGUAAACAAACAAAAUGUGUAGUGAAAAGUGCCCCUGGAAAAUAUUGUUAUUUAUUAUAGGUAUUUUUCACAGCACGCAAGCGGCUUGGCUACGCUGUUACAAAGGAACGCUUGAUAACUUUGAAGUGGUUCCGUUGACGAAGCCUGAACUCCUGGUUAAUUCGACAUGCAUCAACCAUGCCCACCCGACCAUCGUGUUCACAUUCGGCUACCGAGGCAAGGUGGGCGGCCCGGCCACCACCGCCGUUCUCUCGGCCUAUUUAACCACCAAGAAGAGAAACGUGAUUCUUCUGGAUUGGGAGAAGGAAGCUGACGUCGGGAUUCUCGGACUGCCAAUGACUUAUGUAUUUUCAGCAGUUCCGAAUGCCAAAAUUGUUGGUGACGACUUGGGAGAGGCCCUCACAAUGCUGGCGCGAGCCGGGAUGAACACUACACGGCUGCACCUCCUGGGACACUCGCUGGGUGCCCACGUGAUGGGGUACGCCGGCAGGCGGGCCAGAGAAAACGGCCAUGUCGUUGCACGCAUCACAGGUUUAGACCCAGCACGGGCGCUGUUCGAGGGCUCGCUGGGCGUGCGGGCCGGGCUGGACCGCAAGUGCGCGCGCUUCGUGGACAUCAUCCACAGCGACCCGGGCGGGUACGGCACCACCGCCUCCACCGGCACCGUGGACUUCUGGCCCAACUACGCGGGCAGCGGCGGCACGCAGCCCGGCUGUCCUAAUGGCGACUUUGAUAUGUUCACACCCGAAGAGUUUCUUGACGAUAGUAACUCUGAGUUCGCCGAAUAUUAUCUGACCUCCGAGCAAAUUCAGAACAUGACACGGAUGCAAAAGAUGCGAACGAUUACUCAGCGUAACCUGUGCAGCCACGACCGCUCCUGGCGGCUGUUCGUGGAGUCGAUACAAUCGCCGACGGCCUUCCCGAGCGCCUUCGCGCCGGAUUUCGACACGUGGGCGAGGCACGCCCGCUCUGCUCACACCGUCUACUUGGGAGACUUGGUCAACACGCGUGCCUCGGGCGACUAUUUCCUAACGACGGGGCCCACUUCGCCCUACAGCCUGGGGACCCGGGGCCUCAUCCCCGACGACAACAUGACGCGGCGGCGGCGGAGCUCCACGCUCACACGCCUGCUCAAGUACCUCAGGUGAUACGUCGUUAACGCGGUGCUAACCACGCGAAGGACUGCCAAUCGUAUUAUAGCUACAUUAUUUUAUUAGUGAUACUGAAAGUGCUAUGGUGUACCCACAGUAACAACGACUUCGUUAUCCGUAGUGCAAAGACACAUCAUAUAGGUCAACACCGACCCGGUACCAAAAUCGGAUUUAAUAAUCAAUUAAUCGAAAUGUAGUUAGUAUUGAGGUCGUACAGACAGGCUAUUAUAAAGUACUGAUAUUACAGUGUGUGAGAUGUUAAAAGCUUGCAGUUUCAAGUUAAUAAGCCCAAAACAGCUACAAUUUGUACUUUUCAAGCACCAAAUAUGAACGUGCUUCGUUUUUGGGUGUUUCCACAAAACAAUGUUGAAAACCUUCUCACGUCCAUGUCCGUUCCAUCGCGUGAUCAUGUCACGUUUUAGUAAGAUUUGUUUUCACGGACGCAGUGGAAACUACAAUUUUCCGUAUAUUGUGAGUCUGAGCUGAACAAACCCAAAAAUACCAGGAGAUCUGUGAGAAUCAAGUUUUUAACAUAUUUUCCUGAAAAUACCCUUCUGCCAAAUUCUCUGCUGUUUUAAGUAGGGUGUCAAUUUCUUGAAACAUCAGGCCCCGUAGCCGAAUGGCAUUUCUGCGACGCGAAACGAAAACGAAACACCGCGAAAGGUAGUCUGGCUCUUUCACGCCAAUACGCAAGAGCGAUAGAGAUAGAUAUCUACGAACGUUUCGUUUCGUGAGCAUUUGUGCCAUUCGGCUACGUACCAGACUUCUCUUAAUGUCGUAGAGCGAUACUUCUUUUAAGUCAAAAGGCAUGAGAUGGUACGUUUACUAAUUUACCAAUGGACGAUAAUGUGUGAAUGAUGUUGGUAGACAACAAAAUAUGUAAGAUGUUAGCUUAUUUCUGACAAUAAACUAGUUUUGUAUACAUAUUUUGUGUAAUGUUAGCGAUAAAAGAACUGUAUUAAAACUAAGAAUAGUAAUAAAUACAAUAUAAUAA
This is a messenger RNA of Leguminivora glycinivorella, 2193 nucleotides long. Its product is annotated as inactive pancreatic lipase-related protein 1-like. The record is from RefSeq and is a predicted model, not a curated record. Bases 63 to 1196 code for a protein of 377 amino acids. Gene Ontology annotation, molecular function: lipase activity. Lineage: Eukaryota; Metazoa; Arthropoda; Insecta; Lepidoptera; Tortricidae. The transcript has 8 exons.